GAGAGCGGCGCCCGCCCCGCGUCCGCCGCCCCGCCAGGGCGAGGAAAGGAGGCGCAGCCCUUGGAGAGGCGGCUGGAUGAAGGCGUGUGCCUCAGGGCGGGCUCGGCAGCCCCUCGGGCAUGAAGGGGACCGCGGGGACUCUGCCCUGUCCUGCAGCCGAGCGGGGACAUCAGGAAGACAGCUGCCUUCAGAUGAUACAGAACUCACUGACAGUUGCCCUUGCUUCAGUCCUACUGCAUGAGAACUUCAGAAGAUACUAACUGAGCAGAUGGUACGUGAACAAUACACUACGACAACACCAGGCACUAGCCUAGAGAGGCCGAAGAAUGAAUAUGUCUACAAAAUUGGAAUUUAUGGCUGGAGAAAGCGUUGCCUCUACCUGUUUGUUCUCCUCCUGCUUAUCAUCCUAGUUGUGAAUUUUUCUUUGACAAUUUGGAUUCUUAAAGUGAUGUGGUUUUCCCCAACUGGAAUGGGACACCUGCGUGUUACAAAAGAAGGUCUUCGUCUGGAAGGGGAAUCUGAAUUCUUAUUCCCUCUUUAUGCCAAAGAAAUCCAUUCUAGAGUGGACUCAUCACUACUUCUCCAGUCUACUCACAAUGUGACUGUGAAUGCUCGCAAUUCGAAUGGGGAAGUCACAGGCAGAUUAAAUGUGGGUCCUAAAAUGGUAGAAUUCCACGGUCAGCAAUUUCAGAUCAACUCAAAGGAUGGAAAACCACUUUUUACAGUGGAUGAAAAUGAGGUUGUAAUUGGCACAGAUAAGCUUCGAGUCACAGGGCCUGAAGGAGCACUUUUUGAACACUCUGUAGAAACACCACUUGUAAAAGCAGAAGCUUUUAAACAACUUAGGCUGGAAUCACCAACACGAUCUUUGAGCAUGGAUGCACCACGAGGAAUUAAUAUCAAAGCACAAGCUGGAAAUAUUGAAGCUCUUUCUCAGAUGGAUAUCAAACUACAUAGCAGUGAUGGUGUGCUUUUGCUCGAUGCUGAAACUGUGCGACUGCCCAAACUGCCUGAGGGUACAAGGGGUGGAUCCGGUAUUUCUCAGGGGCUCUAUGAAAUCUGCGUGUGCCCAGAUGGAAAGCUCUACUUGUCAGUGGCUGGCGUGGGCUCCACCUGCCAAGAAUACAGCCGUGUCUGCCAAUGAGGCACCAGAAAAAGCCGCACACCCCCUUGCGCAUCUGAGUUUUAUAUUACUGCUAAAAAGCAUUACUGAAAGAGUAUUUUUCAGAAUUUAAAAAACUAAGUACUUCAAUUUAGGAAGCAAAUUUGUAUCUACAAUUCUGGACUACAGGGUGUAAGGGGAAGAAGAGCACAAAUGACAUUUCAGUUUCAGAAGAAUGACUUGAAUCAAAUUACAUGUUCUGUCAGUAACACUUUGAAAACAGCCUUACGGAGAGCAUAAAAAAAUAAAACUAAUAUGUUUCCUUGCUGAACUAUUAUUCAGUUCAGAUGAUUAUGUCAUUGUUCAUAUUUUUGAGAUCUGUGGGUUUUUUCUCUCACUACUUGUAAGCACUUACUGUAUGAGUGGGUGAAUUUAGAUUGAGGGAACUACUUGAACUAUUUGCUAAGACAAAGCAUUAUUUGGAGAAUUCAGAAAGUGCCAGCAAAUGGUCUAUGCAAUUUUGUUCUUGCAAUAACACAUGAUAUAAAAAUGUGAUAUUUGUAUAAGUUCUCUGUAAAAGGUGUUAAUUUGCUAAAGCUUUCUAUUUUAAUUUGGCAACAUAUAUGCUGAUUGGCUUAUUACUGAGAUUCAUAUAAAAAUAACUAAUAGUAAAACCUCCAGAAGUCAUUAAUACUGUCGUGCGUCUCAAUUCUGUCCACUAUACAACAGAGGAAUAUGUUAUUAAAUUUUAUAAUAGCAGUUGUUUGUUCUACUGCCUGUACUGUCACAUUCAUUUAAAUCCUUUUUUAUUUUAGGACAUGCUAAUUCAAUAAGGCAAUUUGUUCUGCCAUUGGACCACUGAAAAGAAAAAAAGUGUGGCUUCAGAUUGUCUGACACAAGGAAUUGUUUUAGCAGUGGGGAAAAAAGUUCUUUUACGCAGCCCACAGGUUUCAAUUAACAGGAAUAUUUUAUUUCUGUCUGCAGCUGUUGACUGAUAUUUCCGAUCCUGACAGACUGGGACUCCAUCACAAAUGGACAGAAUAAAACUGCUCUUUAUUUUUUACAUUAGGACUUGGGUUACAAAAUAAGUGCUCACCAGAGUUGACAAACUCUUCAUUAACCUUGUAAAGAAAUACAGCUGCAGACCCAUUCCCCUGUACAGUGUUGCACUGAACACAAAUAAAUUGUUUGCACA
Messenger RNA from Corapipo altera (White-ruffed manakin), 2297 nucleotides. RefSeq names its product sarcoglycan gamma (gene SGCG). Bases 269 to 1144 code for a protein of 291 amino acids. The record is from RefSeq and is a predicted model, not a curated record. The transcript has 9 exons. NCBI's taxonomy places the organism in Eukaryota, Metazoa, Chordata, Aves, Passeriformes, Pipridae. Gene Ontology annotation, biological process: cardiac muscle tissue development; heart contraction. Gene Ontology annotation, cellular component: sarcoglycan complex; sarcolemma.